This is a messenger RNA of Entamoeba invadens IP1, 981 nucleotides long. RefSeq names its product choline-phosphate cytidylyltransferase, putative. NCBI's taxonomy places the organism in Eukaryota, Evosea, Mastigamoebida, Endamoebidae. The record is from RefSeq and is a predicted model, not a curated record. Bases 1 to 981 code for a protein of 326 amino acids. Gene Ontology annotation, cellular component: cytoplasm. The transcript has a single exon. Gene Ontology annotation, molecular function: ethanolamine-phosphate cytidylyltransferase activity. Gene Ontology annotation, biological process: phosphatidylethanolamine biosynthetic process.
AUGAUAUCUUCGACUUUGUUUAAACAUCACGUCGUUUUGCAUGUGAAACCCAAAUCGCUUCCUCGAAUUUACAUAGAUGGAUGUUAUGAUUUAUUUCAUUGGGGACAUGCUAACGUUUUUAGGCAAGCUUGUGAACUCUUCAACUUUAAUUGUGUUUUGGUUGUUGGAAUUUGUGAAGAUUCUUAUAUGAAAGCACAUAACAAAAACCCUGUAUUGACUAACGAAGAAAGAAUUCUCUCGGUUAUGUCAUGCCAAUUUGUUGAUGAAAUAGUGGAUGGUAUUGACACAUGGAAUUUAACUGUUGAUUUAAUUAAUGAACUUAAGAUUGACUUUAUUUUUCAUGGUGUUGUGAAUUCAUUUGAUAUUUCGAAUGGUAAGAAUUGUUACCAAGAAAUCAUCAAUACUGGCCGUUUGAAAUUUUUAGAAAGAACUGAUUGCGUUUCGACUUUGGAUUUUAUUAAAAGAAUGAAAAAUGAAAUAAACAAACGGGAUCUCAAAGAAGUAAACAAACAUGUUAUUGAUGAUUCUUUGAUACAAACAUUUUCUUUGUUCAAAAAAGAAAGAAAUGAAAACGAUAGUGUUGUGUUUAUCGAUGGAUGCUUUGAUAUGUUACACGUUGGACAUUAUGAGUUAUUUAGAAUAGCAAAAGACAUGGGAAAGCAUCUAAUUGUAGGGAUUUAUGAUGAUGAAAUUGUCAAACAAUUAAAAGGUAAACACUUUCCAAUUAUGAACUUGAAAGAAAGAACAUUGAAUGUUCUUGCUUGCAAAUAUGUUGAUGAAGUGAUUCAAAAAGUUCCAUACGUUGUUUCUUCACAAUUUUUGGAUGAACAUAAUAUCAGUGUAGUUGUUCAUGGAAAAGUAUUAAAUGGAGUUGGUCGAGAAUGUUAUAAACAAGCGAUUGAAAAAGGUAUUUACAAAGAAAAAGACUCUGGAAAAACAGUAACUUCAGAAGAUUUAUUCAGAAGAGUUACUCAAGAAUAA